UGAAAAUCAGCAGAGAAAGAGGAAAUCAGGGCAAGUUAGAAGACCUGGGAGACUGGUAUAGAGAGUAGCUGUUUACCCAAAUGGAUGGUUGUGAAGAGCACCCGCAGAGAACAGUAGGAAGAAACUCAAGGAAAUGGCUGUUAGGGUUAAAACCAUAUAGAUUUUGGAUGCUGAUUGCAGAGUCCUUGGGCUGGAACCUGGAGUAGUACAUGGGCUUGGGUUCCCCUACUAAUCAUUGGAUAAACUGCACUGUCUCGACUAAGAAGGCUCACCAGGACAGCAGAUCUUGUGAGGUUUUUUUGGUACCCUAGCAGGGAAAUGCAUAUAGUGAUCUGGCUGGAGGGACAACAUGAAGAAGCAGCAGCAGCAUUGCAACUUGUGAACAAGAGGGGCUGUGGUGUGAGUGACAGAAGAGGGUAUCAGUCCAGACAGACCUAAUCCCUAGUCAUAGCAAGAAGGGGAUCUCUACUGGUAACACUAGAGGGCAGUGAUGUAAAAGGAAUUAAGAGACCGAAGGUCUACUAGAAAAUGUGGAGACACCUUUGUACCAGUACCAAAUAGAAAAGGGCCGGCUCUACCAUUUUUGCUGCCCCAAGCAAAACAACAAAAGCUGCUUGGACUGCCGCCCGAACUGCCAAGUGUGUGGCAGGGAAGCCGCUCGGACUGUGCCGCCCCAAGAAUGGACGGAAUUCCUCCCCUUAGCAUGUGCUGCCCCAGAAUCCAUGUUUUGUUGACACCUCCUCCCUGUGCCCCCCACCCCCAAACUGGAGGAAUCUGAGUAACAGUCUUUGGAGGAGUUCUUCUUCUGACCUGCAGAGAUAUUGUUGCUGUUCCCAGUAGAAUCCAAACUCCAAAGUUUGGAAACAAUAACAACUACAUGAACAUGACGGAGGCAAAUAAUGCAUUUCUUACUGCAAAUGAGCAGACAUUCCAUACUCCAAGCCUUGGAGAUGAAGAGUUUGAGAUCCCACCAAUUACUCCCCCUCCUGAGUCAGACCCCACGCUGGGAAUGGCAGAUAUACUGUUGCCCUUUCAGGGUCUAGGCGACCAGCUGCCUGGACAAGGAAAUGAAUUUACACCCCAGUUUCCUCCACAGAGCUUGGAUCUUCCUUCUAUUACAAUAUCACGAAAUCUUGUGGAGCAAGAUGGUGUAAUCCACAGCAAUGGAUUGCAUAUGAUCUGCUUAUGGAAGAGACCCUCUGAUUGGAUCGCUUCUUCUCCACUGGACCCCCUCACCCCCCAGGAUCAUAGCCACUCACAAGUUUCACAGUAUCGCCAGGAUCAUUCUUUGAUUAUGAGAUCGAUUGUUCAUAUGACUGAUGCUGCUCGUUCAGGAAUUAUGCCUCCUAGUCAGUUAACCACCAUUAACCAGUCUCAGCUAAGUGCACAGCUGGGACUAAAUUUAGGAGGCACUAGCUUGCCACAUACUUCUCCUUCACCUCCUGCAAGUAAAUCAGCAACUCCUUCCCCAUCCAGCUCUAUAAAUGAAGAGGAUGCAGAUGAAUCAAACAGAGCUACUGGAGAAAAAAGAGCUGCUCCAGAUUCUGGCAAGAAGCCCAAGACUCCAAAGAAGAAGAAAAAGAAAGAUCCCAAUGAACCACAAAAGCCAGUGUCAGCAUAUGCUCUAUUCUUCCGGGACACACAGGCUGCAAUUAAAGGGCAGAACCCUAAUGCUACAUUUGGAGAGGUUUCAAAAAUAGUAGCAUCUAUGUGGGACAGUUUAGGAGAAGAACAAAAACAGGUAUAUAAAAGGAAAACAGAAGCUGCCAAAAAAGAAUACCUAAAGGCACUUGCUGCCUAUAGAGCUAGUCUUGUUUCUAAGGCGGCUGCAGAAUCAGCUGAAGCCCAGACAAUACGGUCUGUUCAGCAAACGUUGGCGUCCACUAAUUUGUCAUCCUCCCUUCUGCUGAAUACUCCUCUCUCUCAACAUGCAACAGUGUCUGCAUCUCCUCAGACUCUCCAACAGUCCCUUCCCAGGGCAAUCGCUCCAAAACCUUUAACCAUGAGACUGCCAAUGAAUCAGAUUGUAGCUUCUGUUACCAUUGCACCAAACAUGCCAGCAAACAUUGCAGCCCCAUUGAUAAGCUCUAUGGGAACAAAUAUGGUCGCAACACCAUCUUCAUCGCAAGUAAGCCCUUCAAUGCAAACCCAACAACAUCAGAUGCAACAGCUACAGCAGCAACAGAUGCAGCAAAUGCAGCAGCAGCAACUACAUCAGCAUCAAAUGCAUCAGCAAAUCCAACAACAAAUGCAACAGCAGCAUUUUCAGCACCACAUGCAGCAACAUUUGCAGCAGCAGCAGCAUCUUCACCAGCAACUUAAUCAGCAGCAAAUGCAACAGCAGCUGCAACAGAUACAGAUUCAGCAAAUGCAGCAGCAGCAAAUGCAACACAUGCAACACCAGUCCCAGCCUUCUCCUCAGCAGAAUUCCCCUGUAGCCUCACAGAUGACCUCACCCAUCCCUGCCAUUGGGAGCCCUCAGCCAGCAUCUCAGCAGCACCAGUCACAAACACAGACUCAAGUAUUAUCGCAGGUUAGUAUUUUCUGAAGAUAAAUGUUCUUGCAACAUUGUUUUGCAUUUAUCAAGGGGGUAGGGGUAAACCAUAUUUGGCUGAAAACUGUAAAUUGUUGAUGGUAGUUAUGCAGAGAUGCAUAACAGAUCAAACGAUCCUCUAAAGUGUCUAUUAGAUAGGCAAUAAAGAACUACAAUGUAGCUGUGUAUCAUCUUUUAGCUGACUAUAAAUCGUUUUGUUAAAAAAAAAAAUUAAAAAAAUAAAAGCUGGGCUCCUUUUCAUGUGAUGGCCUUUUUAAUUUAUUUAAGCUUUACCUACAAUAUGUGAAUCAAAUGGCCUAAUAAAUACUUGGAUGUUAUGACUGCAAAAUGGCCUUUCAGAGUUAUAUAAUGUAACCUUUCUUUCUCUAAAAGUGAGUAAUGCACUUCAAGGCAGUUUAAACUCAUGAAACCCUUAAAAGCACAGUUGUAACAACCUGUAAAAUAAUGAUUGGAUUUCAUACAAUCAUACUUGUAUGACAUGAGUAGUUGAUGGCAUUUUUUGUCAUGAAAAUAAUGUAAAUCAGAUUUUUGCCAAAGCUCUUAUUUUUUUUCUUUCCUACACGUCUUCAGAAAAACAAAUGCAAGCGACUAAACUUAAAUGGUUGACCCGUCCUUUCACUUUGAUUUCUCCAAAUAAACCUACCAUACUUUGUAACAAAAUAUAUAUCAACCGUUACCCUAUUAUGUUAAUUCCAGUUACAAAACAAAUGUGAAUAUUAUAUUCUGUGUUUAAGUGAUGAGUUUCAGAUUUAAUACACUGUAUUUUUAAAAGGGAAAUGCACUUAAAUAAAACGGUUAUUACAAAAACUGAGAUUAAAAAAUGCAAGAGGUUUUAAUAUGCUGUAAUACCAGUAGAAUAUAUAAAAGAAGCUCCACAUCUGAAUAAUCAAUGUAAAUAUUUUCUUUAAAAGUUGUAAGUUUUCAUAUCAUGUGUUGUAAAGUUUUCAUAAAUGAGGCUU
Molecule: messenger RNA, 3513 nt
Organism: Mauremys reevesii (Reeves's turtle)
Lineage: Eukaryota; Metazoa; Chordata; Testudines; Geoemydidae
Gene: TOX3
Product: TOX high mobility group box family member 3
Exons: 11
Coding region: 878-2548 (556 amino acids)
Biological process (GO): regulation of transcription by RNA polymerase II
Cellular component (GO): nucleus
Molecular function (GO): chromatin DNA binding
Source: RefSeq, a predicted model, not a curated record